AUGGCGCCCUCAAAGCUCUUCCCCUGGUUCCCCCACGCCAGGUCUCCCAUCAUCAUCAACGCGCCCAUGAUGAUCACCGCUAACGCCGCCCUCGCCACCGAGGUCACAAAAGCCGGCGGCAUAGGUUUCAUCGGCGCAGGCUUCGACCUGUCCGCCGCCUCGGCCGAAACGGGCCAGCUCAAAGACCUCGCCAACGGCCUCACCGAAGCCCGCGUCCGCCUGAACCUGCCGCCGACCGCGCCACUGCCGCUGGGCGUCGGUUUCAUCACGGCCCACGAGACGGCGCCGCAGUUUGCCGCCCAUGCGCUGCCCAUCCUGACGCGCCACCGCGUAGCCGCUGCCUGGCUGUUCGCGCCUCACCCCGAGACGAAGCCGCACGCGGCCAUCAUCGCGGCGCUGCACGGGGCCGAGAUCCGCGUCUUUGUCCAGGUCGGCAACGUGUCUGCCGCGCGGGAGGCUGUGCAGGAUGGCGCCGACGUGCUGGUCGCCCAGGGUGUGGAUGCCGGCGGCCAUCAGUUUGAGCGCGGCUGCGGUGUCGUGGCGCUGCUGCCCGAGGUGCGCGCCCUGCUGGCGAAUGAGUUCCCCGACCGGCACGUCGCCGUCGUGGCGGCGGGCGGUAUCGUCGAAGCGAGCGGUGUUGCGGCUGCCGUGGCGCUGGGGGCUGAGGGCGUCGUCAUGGGGACGCGGUUCAUCGCGACGCCUGAGGCCGGAUUUGCUGACGAGUACAAGGCGCUCGUCGUCAAGACGACGGACGGGGGCGUCAGUACCUGGAAGACGCCCUUCCAUGACCGACUGGCGGCGAAUGGUCUGUGGAAGCCCGGCUUUGAUGGGCGUGCCAUCGUUGGUGAUAUCCAUCGGGAGCACAUGAAGGGUGGCGUGACGGUGGAAGAGAGCCGCGAGAGACUCAAGACUGGGUGGAGCGAGGAGGAGGCGAAAUUCAUGGUGGGCAAAUGGGCAGGCGCGGGCGUCGGGCUCGUCAAGGAUAUAAAGCCUGCGAGUGAGGUUGUCACCGAGGCAAGGGAAGGAGCAAGAAGAAUUAUUCAUGAACUGGCCGAGGGGCUGUGA
Molecule: messenger RNA, 1065 nt
Organism: Verticillium alfalfae VaMs.102
Lineage: Eukaryota; Fungi; Ascomycota; Sordariomycetes; Glomerellales; Plectosphaerellaceae
Product: 2-nitropropane dioxygenase
Exons: 1
Coding region: 1-1065 (354 amino acids)
Molecular function (GO): nitronate monooxygenase activity
Source: RefSeq, a predicted model, not a curated record